UUGCUACUUUGCAAUGGCUUCUGAGAGUGGGAAAGUAGAGUGCCUUGCAUGGGCAGCUAAGGAUCCAUCUGGAGUUUUAUCACCUUACAACUUCACCCGCAGUGCCUUGUUAGUUUCUGCCAGGAGAGCACACAACUCAACUUCUUCAAAAGUUACUUAUUUCAAUUUUGCUGAAUGCUAAACUUAAUUACAUAUAAGGAGCAAUACCUCCGUAAAUAGUGUCCCAGCUUAUCUUCACGGAAUGCCUCUCUUCUUUUGCUUCUUAGAGAAAAAUUCUGGAAGAAAGAUAUUUUAUCUUCUGCUUGCAUUUUGUUCCAUAUGAUAUGAGGGCCAAAUUCAUUCGCGAUUUCACUUAUUUUCAGCUUUAUUUUCCAGUUUUAUAAACUAAGACCAUAUGGAUGAGUUAUGGAAAUUUCAAAAGAACAUUUUCAGGGCUGUUGGUGAAGAUGAUAUUUUAAUAAAAAUCACACAUUGCGGAAUUUGCUAUGCUGAUGUUAUCUGGACUAGAAAUAUGCAUGGAGAUUCCAAGUAUCCCUUGGUGCCAGGACAUGAGAUUGUUGGAAUUGUAAAGGAGGUUGGUUUCAGUGUUAGUCAUUUCAGGCCUGGUGACCGCAUUGGAGUUGGCACUUAUGUCAACUCAUGCAAACAAUGUGAUUAUUGCAAUGACAGGCAAGAAGUUUAUUGUGUAAAAGGGUCAGUUUUAACCUUUAAUGCCACUGAUGUGGAUGGUACAGUCACAAGGGGAGGAUAUUCUAGCUGCAUUGUCGUCCAUGAAAGGUACUGCUUUAGGAUACCAGAUAAUUAUCCUUCAGCCUUAGCAGCACCUUUGCUUUGUGCUGGAAUUACUGUUUAUAGUCCCAUGAUGCGGCAUGGUAUGAACCAACCUGGUAAAUCACUAGGAGUGAUUGGUCUAGGCGGUCUUGGUCAUAUGGCAGUGAAGUUUGGGAAGGCUUUUGGACUUAAAGUAACAGUUUUUAGCACAUCUGCAUCAAAGAAAGAGGAAGCCUUGGGGGUGCUGGGUGCAGACAAUUUUGUUGUCUCAUCUGACCAGGAGCAGAUAAAGGAAUUCUAUAAUUCACUGGAUUUUAUAAUAGACACAGCAUCGGGUGAUCACCCAUUCGAUCCAUACAUGUCACUCUUGAAGACAUCUGGAAUUUUUGUCCUUGUGGGAUUCCCAAGUGAAGUAAAAUUUAGUCCUGCAAAUCUCAAUCUUGGUAUGAAAACUGUAUCUGGCAGUAUUACAGGUGGUACGAAAGCAACACAAGAAAUGCUGGAUUUUUGUGCUGCUCAUAAAAUUUACCCCAACAUAGAACUAGUUCCUAUAAAGUAUGCAAGUGAAGCUCUUGAAAGGUUAAUAAAGAGAGAUGUAAAGUACCGGUUUGUGAUAGAUAUAGAGAAUUCCUUGAAGUAACACUAAGAACUGGCAUAUUCCUGAAUCACUAAGAACUGACAUUUUUAGAGUGGAUUGUUAGUCCUAAAUUACAUCUAAUUGGAAUCCCGGUUCUUUUUUUCAUCUUUUAAUCAAAAUAGCAUGGAUUUUCAUUUUCA
Molecule: messenger RNA, 1548 nt
Organism: Mercurialis annua (annual mercury)
Lineage: Eukaryota; Viridiplantae; Streptophyta; Magnoliopsida; Malpighiales; Euphorbiaceae
Product: probable cinnamyl alcohol dehydrogenase 1
Exons: 6
Coding region: 395-1411 (338 amino acids)
Molecular function (GO): oxidoreductase activity, acting on the CH-OH group of donors, NAD or NADP as acceptor; zinc ion binding
Source: RefSeq, a predicted model, not a curated record